GACAGUGUUUUGCUCGACUGAUUCUUGCUGCGAUCCUGUUAGUGUUUGCGGUUGUCCUGUUUCUGAGUGCGCUUUACUUGAGCCACUCUGGCUAUAGACAUGACUAAGGAGAGGCGGACUCCUUCACCUGUUGAACAAGGAUCGCAUUUACACAUGGCAAUCAAGCUGUUGAAAGCGGAAAACGCGAAUCUCGAGAAGAUAAUAAUUUUGCUCAAGACCGAGAAUCAAAACAUGCAGCGUAAGAUGAAGGAGCUUGAAUAUCAGAACGACAGAUUUAAAAUCACUCAAAAUCAGCUAAAAGCCGAGUUAAAGAGGGAAAAGGAAAUGGUACGAUAUUUGCACAAUUUGAACAAGAAGUACGAGCGAACGCUUCAAAAGAAAGAAGCGGAGAGCAGACAGCUGCGGAAAGAAGCUAAAGAAGCUGAGUUGAGGAGUUUUAAAAGAGUCGACAGCAAAGACGUGAACAAUAACGCAAAGGAAAUUGGUAAAGAAACGGAAAUCCGAAGACCGCAGCCACCGAAACGCUCGGACUCGUUCAAACGAAACAAGGACCUUGCAGCUAUAAAAGACCAAGGGAUGACAACUACUAGCAACCAAAAUGCAAAUUUAAAACCAAAGCAGCCGUCUCAAAUCACGCCAGCCAUCAAACAGUCGAACUCGAGCGAUGAUAUAGCGUGCGAGUGGGAAGAUGUAACGGACGUGCUGGGCUUUUUGAACGAGAAGGUCAAUCAGUUUGAGCGGUUACUCCUGGAGACUGGAGGCUCGAGUAAGUCGGGCUCGGGUUCGGGAUAUUCUUCGUCGGAUUCCAUGACAUCCACCAAGUAAAGUGUGUAAAUAGUCGUUUGCUUUCAACUUAUGUUUUGUUGCUAAUUCUGCAUUUGGAACACACAUUUCGGUAACGUAGAGCAAAACGGGGCAAAAUCGACGAAAGCUUUUUUUUUUU
Orbicella faveolata is the source of this 943-nucleotide messenger RNA. RefSeq lists its product as uncharacterized. Lineage: Eukaryota; Metazoa; Cnidaria; Anthozoa; Scleractinia; Merulinidae. The record is from RefSeq and is a predicted model, not a curated record.